This is a messenger RNA of Geodia barretti, 459 nucleotides long. NCBI's taxonomy places the organism in Eukaryota, Metazoa, Porifera, Demospongiae, Tetractinellida, Geodiidae. The record is from the annotation of a GenBank genome assembly.
UAUGGAACACAUGAAACUCUUGAAGACAGGGGGCUGAAUUUUGCUGGGUACUGUGACUUUGACUGUGUUCAAUGGCUGAUAAUCACUCCUACUGACAUGAGAUACAAUGGGGCUCAAAUCACUGGGGUGGUCAAUCUUCCAGGGUGUUAUACUGCUACAAACACGACCCAUACAACUGUUCUCUCGAUUCAAGGUCUGCUGGAGGCUCCCACAGAUGUACACUAUACGGCCAGUAAAGACAGUGUCAUAAUGUCAUGGAGUCCUCCAUUCACCCUGGAAGGAGUCCCCAUACUCCACUACAGUGUCUAUAUCACCAGUCAGGGAGUCUCAGAACAGAGAAACACCACUGAAACACACAUCACUCUGGAGAGACCAUGUGCCAGCACCACCUACCAGAUCAGUGCAUGGAAUGAAGUGGGAGAGGGAAAUGCUACCAGAAAAGCGUUCUUGACCAUCUUU